AUGACCUCAAGCACGUUCAAACUCCUCGUUCUGCCUGGCGACCACGUAGGUCCAGAGGUCAUAAAUGAAGCCUUGCGGGUAUUGGAUGUUGUAGAGGAAUCGCGGCCCGGCCUCAAAUUCGAGCGCUCUUUCGACGUCGUCGGCGGCAGUAGCAUUGACAAACACGGAGUCCCGAUAACCCAGGAGGUCCUACAAAAAGCAACCCAAAGCGACGCAGUCUUGUUCGGCAGCGUUGGCGGUCCCAAAUGGGCCGAUGCCUCGCCCAACCCCGAAUCGGGCCUUCUUCAACUUCGCCACAAGCUCGACGCUUUUGCAAAUCUUCGCCCUUGCGAGAUUAUUGUUCCCUCGUUGCUGGAUGCAUCCCCGCUCAAGCCGGACAUCAUUCGAGGGACCAAGUUCAUCGUCGUGAGGGAAAACUGCGGAGGCGCCUAUUUCGGUACCAAGGUUGAGACACCCGACGUCGCCUCGGAUCUCUGGGUGUACAGACCGCACGAGGUGGAAAGAUGCGCUCGCGUGUCUGCCGCCGUUGCGCGUUUGUUGGGCAAGUCUGGCGAUGGAAAGGGCGGCGGCGGCCCAGCUGUCGUCUGGAGCGCAGACAAAGCCAACGUUUUAGCAAGCGGCAGGCUUUGGAGGCGAGUGACUGAAGACACGUUCAAGAAGGAGUUCCCCGACGUCGAGCUACGCCACCAACUCGCAGAUAGCAUGGCUAUGCUCAUGGUGAAGAACCCUCGCGGCUUCAACGGCGUCAUCCACACGGAUAACACGUUUGGCGACAUCUUAUCCGACAUAUCGGGCGGUAUAGUUGGCAGCCUGGGCACGUUACCCAGCGCCAGCAUUUCUGGCGUGCCGGGAGAGGGCAAAUGCAAUGGCAUCUAUGAACCUGUCCAUGGGAGCGCACCCGAUAUUGCAGGCAAGGGCAUUGUCAACCCAGUUGCGCAAAUCCUAAGUCUUGCCAUGCUGUUGAGGUAUUCGUGUCUCCUGACGAACGAGGCGGCUGCUAUCGAAUCGGCAGUUCAGCUUGUGUUUGAGCCCAAGGAAGCUGGCGGCUUCGGCAUACGAACGAAGGACAUGGGUGGAAAUGCAGGUACCCGUGAAGUGGGAGACGCGGUUUGCCAGGUUUUGCGAGAGUUAUUGAGCAGGGGAUAG
Metarhizium brunneum ARSEF 3297 is the source of this 1146-nucleotide messenger RNA. RefSeq names its product 3-isopropylmalate dehydrogenase (gene LEU2). Gene Ontology annotation, biological process: L-leucine biosynthetic process. The record is from RefSeq and is a predicted model, not a curated record. Gene Ontology annotation, molecular function: 3-isopropylmalate dehydrogenase activity. Lineage: Eukaryota; Fungi; Ascomycota; Sordariomycetes; Hypocreales; Clavicipitaceae. Gene Ontology annotation, cellular component: cytosol.